Molecule: messenger RNA, 1593 nt
Organism: Gigantopelta aegis
Lineage: Eukaryota; Metazoa; Mollusca; Gastropoda; Neomphalida; Peltospiridae
Product: proline-rich transmembrane protein 1-like
Exons: 4
Coding region: 134-673 (179 amino acids)
Cellular component (GO): membrane
Source: RefSeq, a predicted model, not a curated record
UUGUAACUGGUGUCUUGUAGCUUGUUACUAUAAUAGUAAGUUACGUUAAUGUCGUAACGAUAUUAAACAGACCAGUUAAAUUUCAGAAAUACCGUAUCAAGUGUCGGUAAAUAUCAAACAAGACAGACAUAACAUGGAAAAACAACCAGUUACAGAUUCCAAACCUCCAGACUACUCGGAUGUUGUAGGUGACACCCCAUACCAGUACCCCAUGGGGGCGUACCCACAAUACCCAGCCCAGGCACCGCCAGGUAGCGGACCACCACAGUAUGCGCAGCAAGGACCAGUCCCUGGGUACACCCAGCCACCACAACCCUAUAUGUCUGGCUACACAACGCACUUUGGUCCAAAUAGCGCUGUUGUCGUUCAGCAGCCCAUGUUGGCUCCGGGUGGGGUCCCAAUGGCUGCACCUCAAGAUUACAUGUGUGCAGCCAUCUUUGUGACACUGUGCUGUUUCUGGCCAACCGGAAUCAUAGCCAUCAUGAAAGCCAAUGAUUCGAGAGUUGCCAUGGCUCGAAAUGACGUGAUGUCAGCGCAUUCUUCGGCGAAAUCGGCAAAGACAAUGAUCAACAUCAGCAUCAUCGUUGGCAUCAUUGCCAUCAUCCUUACUGCAGUAAUCAUUGGUCUGUACAUCGGCCUUGUUUUGUCCAACUUAAACAGUCAUUAUGACUGAGGAGCAACCAAAUAAGAAUGUUGUUGAUAGAGUUAGGUUUAUUUCGGGCAUCAGAAUACGUAUUGUGCCUGGUAACCCAAAUUCAGCCAUCCAUAAAAUAUGCUGGGCUCACACUGGAAAUAAAUUUGUUCAAAUAGCCAAUUUAAUGUGUAGAGUAGUUCUUUGAAAAUUUUUUACAAAAUGGCUAAUUUAAACCAAAUUUUGUAAGUCAUAUACCAUACUAAAUGUUGUAGUCACUUUGUAUAAACAUUAUCUUUUGGGUAAUAUGGCUAUCGUCAGGGUGAGUCCUGAAUAUAGACUUGAUGACCUAUAGAAUACCACAAAAUACCUGUAUCAAGUGUAUACUUUCCAUUAUUUUGACUAAAAACUUAUUUCACACACACAAUGUGAAAAAAAAAAAUCCAAACCCUCCAGAAUGUUAAACCAAUUUCAGGUGAUAUAUUAAUAAGUUUUUUUAGUGUCUUAAACAUUUGUUACUAUUCCAGUGAAAUUACACUAGACAGUUCGAAAUGCAAUAAUUCUUUUUCAAAUAUAAAAAUGGUUUCACUUUUACAUAAUGUAAUGUAUGUACCGUUAUUCUAAUGAUUUUCCUAAAAGUUGUGUUAUUUUUAUUUUGGACAAUUUGCCUCAUAUUUGUAUAUCAGACCUAACGGAUGUUUUUUGAUCUUGUUGUUAAUAUCUUAACCAGUUGUAUGCACAGGAAUCUCCCUGUUGUUAUUAUAUUUUAACCUUUAAAAAAAAAAAAAAAAAUAUUUUCCUAAAAUUACCUCCUGAUUGAAAUGUAGUAUUGUUAACCAGAAAAACAUUUUAAAUACCAUUUUACACAAUAUUUUACUAUGGAGUAUCCAAAGAUGACAAUCUGAUUAAAAUUAGCUCUACUGGGUCUACCAGUAGAUCUAACAGCAUUGCCUGAACUCCCC